UGAGCCGGGCCGGGUGGGGGGCGGUCCGGCCUCCCGGGCUGUCAGGUCCCGGACGAGGAAGUAGCGGUAGGCAUUCAGGAGCAGACAGCGACGUGCGACUUGUUCGAUCCGAAGACUUCCAGAAACAACCCUGUCCGACACUAUGGCACAAGCAGACAUCGCGUUGAUCGGCCUGGCCGUCAUGGGCCAGAAUAUCGUUCUGAACAUGAACGACCAUGGCUUCGUGGUGUGCGCCUUUAACCGGACGGUGUCUAAGGUUCACGACUUCCUGAACAACGAGGCGAAGGGGACCAAGGUGAUCGGCGCGGAGUCCCUUGAGGACAUGGUCUCCAAGCUGAAGAAGCCGCGGAGGAUCGUCCUGCUGGUCAAGGCCGGCCAGGCGGUGGACGACUUCAUCGACAAGCUGGUUCCUCUUCUGGAGGCCGGAGACAUCAUCAUCGAUGGAGGGAACUCUGAGUACAGAGACACAACACGCCGCUGCAGGAGCCUGGAGAAGAAGAAGCUGCUGUUUGUGGGCAGCGGGGUCAGCGGAGGAGAGGAAGGGGCCCGCUACGGGCCCUCUCUGAUGCCCGGGGGACACGUGGCGGCCUGGCCACACAUCAAAGACAUCUUCCAGAGCAUCGCUGCCAAGGUGGGCACAGGGGAGCCCUGCUGUGAUUGGGUGGGCGACGAGGGGGCGGGACACUUUGUGAAGAUGGUCCACAACGGCAUCGAGUACGGAGACAUGCAGCUGAUCUGUGAGGCGUACCACCUGAUGAAGGACGUCCUGGGGAUGGAGCACGACGAGAUGGCCGAGGAGUUCAACAAGUGGAACAAGACCGAGCUGGACUCCUUCCUCAUCGAGAUCACCGCCAACAUCCUCAAGUUCCGCGACCCGACGGGCACCCACCUGCUGCCCCAGAUCAGGGACAGCGCCGGGCAGAAGGGGACGGGGAAGUGGACGGCCAUCUCAGCGCUGGAGUACGGCACGCCCGUCACCCUGAUCGGCGAGGCGGUCUUCGCCAGGUGUCUGUCCUCUCUGAAGGAUGAGAGGGUGGUGGCCAGCCGCAGCCUGGCCGGGCCCUCGGGGGCCAAGUUCAGCGGGGACAAGGCCGCCUUCCUGGAGGACAUCAGGAAGGCCCUGUACGCCUCAAAGAUCAUCUCCUACGCCCAGGGCUUCAUGCUCCUCCGGCAGGCGGCCAAGGAGUUCGGGUGGUCUCUCAACUACGGAGCAAUCGCACUCAUGUGGAGAGGAGGAUGCAUCAUCCGCAGUGUGUUUCUGGGUAAGAUCGGGGAGGCCUUCGACCGCGACGCAGAGCUGCAGAACCUGCUGCUGGAUAAGUUCUUCAGCGACGCGGUGCACGAGUGCCAGGCCUCCUGGCGCAGGGCCGUGAGUGUGGGCGUCCAGCAGGGCAUCCCCAUGCCCUGCUUUACCACCGCCCUGUCCUUCUACGACGGCUACAGGCACGCCAUGCUGCCCGCCAACCUGCUCCAGGCUCAGAGAGACUACUUCGGAGCGCACACCUACGAGCUGCUGUCCAAACCCGGCCAGCACGUCCACACUAACUGGACCGGCACCGGCGGGAACGUGUCGUCCUCCUCCUACAACGCCUGAAGGCCGCCUCCCAGCGCGCCACAGGGAUCCAGAGCUGCCGCCCCAAUGCUGACUGAUUUUAUUCCGGCUCUCGAACCAAACCGGGCCGCUCCGGGACCGCAUCCACCCCCCCCGUCAUCAAACUGUAGGUUUUCUUAAAUAUUGUUGCGGUUUUAUUUAUGACCAAAGUGAAAUCCCUAGUCAUACGUGUUUUUUCUGAAAUCAUAAGCUUGAGUUAAGGGCGUGUGCUGUUUGUGUGGUAACCAAAACACAGAUGGCCCCAGCGAUGUCCCCCCCCCCCUUGCUAAACAAAGACUAGCUGGUUACCAGGCGGUGUUCACCAAUCAUGUAAGACCCCGGGGUUUACCAUGUUAACACUGGAUUAGGGUGAACCAUUGGAGUGAACUGUUUCAGGCUAAAUAAAGAAAUCAAUCCCUUUGUAAUAA
This is a messenger RNA of Gadus morhua (Atlantic cod), 2019 nucleotides long. RefSeq names its product phosphogluconate dehydrogenase (gene pgd). Gene Ontology annotation, molecular function: NADP binding; phosphogluconate dehydrogenase (decarboxylating) activity. NCBI's taxonomy places the organism in Eukaryota, Metazoa, Chordata, Actinopteri, Gadiformes, Gadidae. The record is from RefSeq and is a predicted model, not a curated record. The transcript has 13 exons. The coding region runs from base 143 to 1594 and encodes 483 amino acids. Gene Ontology annotation, biological process: pentose-phosphate shunt.